This is a messenger RNA of Anopheles merus, 1736 nucleotides long. Its product is annotated as malate synthase-like. Gene Ontology annotation, molecular function: malate synthase activity. Bases 93 to 1730 code for a protein of 545 amino acids. Gene Ontology annotation, cellular component: cytoplasm. The record is from RefSeq and is a predicted model, not a curated record. Gene Ontology annotation, biological process: glyoxylate cycle. The transcript is spliced from 6 exons. NCBI's taxonomy places the organism in Eukaryota, Metazoa, Arthropoda, Insecta, Diptera, Culicidae.
GCACCGACCGGCGGUAAUCGCCCUCACGACGUCGGCGAAGCAAGUCAAACUCGCUGCUUGUUUGUGCGGCGCAUCAUCGGAGUCCCCCAAACAUGAAGGGCCAAGAAAUAUUAAUCGAAUCUGCACCGCAUCGGCUUGAAGCUGCCUAUAAGGACAUAUUCACUGAGGGUGCAUUGCAGUUUUUGGGCCAGCUGGUAUCACAAUUUGACCUAGAAGUUGAACAGCUGUUGCAAAAUCGAGUCAAACGGAGACUGCUAAUUCAAGAGGGCAAGUGGACGCCCGAGUUCCAGAACCGCACUGAAUCGUUGGAAUGGAAGAUCAACGAUUUGCCGGACCGGUUACGUAAUCGAAAGCUCGAUCUUGGUGAUGUGAGCCCUGCAAAUACGAUACAUUUUACCGAUUGUCUGUACGCGGAAGUGCAGGGAAUUCAGGUUGAUUUUGACGAUGGACACUGCCCCACCUGGCGUAAUACCGUGCAAGGUCUGUUCAAUGUUACGCGGGCAGUACAUGGCAGUCUGCAAGGUGCACCGCUGGAUGUGCAAGCAUACCCGCUCCUGAUGCUGCGCCCAAGGGCGUUCAACAUGAUCGAGCAUCACUGCAUUGUGAAUGGGAAGGAGGUGAUCGGCCCACUGUUUGACUAUGCGCUGCUUAUGUACCACAAUGCUCGCACUAUGGCAAUCCUUGGUAUAGGGCCUUACUUUUAUCUGUCGAAGAUCGAAGAUCCGAGCGAAACACAGCUCUGGAACAAGAUCUUCACCUGGACCGAGGAUCAGUUAGGGUUGCCCGGCGGUACCAUUAAAGCAUGCGUGUUGAUCGAAAACAUCCUGGCAGCGUUCUGCAUGGAGGACAUCCUGUACUCCAUCAAAGAGCAUGCGAUCGGGCUGAACUGUGGCAUAUGGGACUACUGUGCUAGCAUCAUCGCUAAAUUUGGCUGGAAGCGGGAAUUUCUGCUUCCCGAUCGCAACAAGUACGUCAACAUGGGUCAACCGUUCUUGCGCAACUAUAUGCGGCUGCUCAUCAACGUUUGCCACAAAAGGGGCGCAUUGGCAACCGGUGGUAUGGCUGCGAAAAUUUUGCCCACCGGAAAGGAAAAGGCUGCCUUAAGCGACCAGGAGGUAAUAGAAAGCGUUAAAAUGGCUAAAGCGGUAGAAAUAGAUGCCGGUGUGGAUGGGUUCAUGAUUUACGAUCUGCGAAUGAUCGAUGCCAUUAACGAGCUGUGGGAAAGAAAAACGCACAGCGACAAUCAGCUCACUGUCCUGCCCAACAUCUCCCAAAUUACUGCCGAUAGUUUGCUCCAGAUACCGAAGGGCGGCGUAACCAUCGAUGGACUCAACAACAACAUUACGGUAGCGCUGCUCUUCAUCUACCAUUGGCUGACCGGGAGUGGGGUGUUCUUUUUGAACGGAGCCGUCGAAGAUUCGGCCACGGCGGAAAUAUCACGCUCCCAGCUGUGGCAGUGGAUCCGCAUGGGAGCCGUGCUGGAGGAUGCCGACAGGACCGUCGUCUCUCGCCGGCUGGUCUACCAGACGAUGGAUAAAAUCAUAUCCGCCGCUUACCGGGCCUGGUGCAUUACGCCCUCGGACCGGAAACGCCUGCUGUCCGCCAAGUUCAUGCUGCUGGACGUGAUUUCUUCCCGGCAUUACGUCGAAUACAUCACCACACACUUGAACGAUAGUCACAAAUUCCGCACACUGCACAAUAAAAACGAUGGCCUGAUGGCGAAGUUGUGAAGCUGA